AAAAAAUUUAGCAAUCGUUACUGUUUAUGUUGCAAUCAUGCUUUUAUAUACAAAGGCUGGGGAAUGAGACGAUGCAUACCAAUUUACACCUCUAAGUGGAUCAAGCUUUGUGGGCUAUCAGUGUUGAAUUGGGAAUGUCGAGAUGUUUUAUUUUAAAAAGACAGUGUCAUCUUCAACAGUAAAAAUUUCGACCAUUGUUGUUCUCAAAAAUAAAUACCAGCCAUAUAACACGUCAGAACAAUUUUCAAAAGAGGUGACUUCAAAUGAGGCCAACUCAGUAUUUGGCUUUAGUCCACUCGAUUCAUAUGUUGAUACGGGCUAUAGCAGAUUCAUAAUUUCAGGGCAAUAUAUCUCUAAUAACGUGUAUUACUACGGGUUCCUCAUUGUUACACCUGGAGAUCCUCCAACUUUUAAACUGAAAUUCAUUAACCAGAAAAUGAAUGACCAUACUUCAUCAACUACGAGAAGCUUUACUCAAUCAAGACUGAUUAAACCUUCCGCCAAUCUUGGAUACUUUGGAGUCUUUGUUAAUUAUUAUGGACAUAUCAGUGGCACAAAUGAGACACAGCUCCUCCUCAAAGUGCAAUCAAGUACCCUUCAAGUCAGUCAGAUAGGAUAUAUAUAACUGGACAUUAUGACGGAUCUUACCUUAUCACAAACUCUCCAGUUCCGAUGAUGGUUCUUGGAACGGUAGCUUUAUCAGACAAUACAGUUACUAUCUUAAGUUAUAUUACAAAUCAAGCCAGUAGCGAAAAAUUCAGCAGCUCAUAUCGUCUGUCCAUAGGUUCUUUCACAAAUAAUGCUAAAACACUGAGAAUUUGGGGUGGAAGUUUUCAAUUUUCCGGAAUGGAACCUGUAAAUACUACCAGUGGAGAAAGAAUCAUUAUUUACGGCUCUGCCUAUAAUUACGAUUACAACAGUUAUUACUUGUACUACUCCUUGCUUCAUCCAGGAGCUAGUGAUGUCAACCAAGUAGUCAGGUAUUCAAAAUCUGGAGCCAAUUGGGUGAAUGUUGUACUAAGUUUUCAACAGAAAAGCAUUAAUGAAGUAGUUUUUGUGUUUAUAGACACUUAUACAAGAGUUGUAAUUAUGAAUCUUGAUAGUGGACAGAUUUCUUAUAACGCAAGAACUACAGUCAACUUAGGAGAUAUAGUGGUUUCUUCUUAUGCAGGAGAGAUUUACUUGCAUAAGGCUUAUUCCAGUCCAUAUGUGAUCUCUAAGUAUUCAACAACGUUGCACAAGUCAUGAUCUGAAGAUUUCACCGAUGAAAGUACAUGGUAUGCAAAUCUAGGUUCAAAGACUUCAUUCGAACAUACAAUAAGAGCGCUAGAGAUAAAUUCAGCAUCAACCUCAUCUUACACGUUACAAGAAGUUGCACUGUCAAUAAAUGACGCUACUGUCUCUGCUUAUCAAGAAAGCGAUUGAGGAUCUUCAACUGGAAGCAUUCCAGAUCCAAUUAAAAAAGAGACGGCUAAAUGAGGAAGUGGAACAACCAGUUGGUAUUUUGAUUCCCUUGUAAAACAAAGUUUUACAACUUCAUGAACACUCAAAUCUUGGCAAACAAUGCCCACCUCGAUAUAUUAUGAUCUGACUGUUUAUGAUAGUUCAAACUUAGCAAUUCCAUGGAUGAGUUUGACAUCAUGGAAUGAACUCAUAGCAACUGAUAUUCCAUGCUCUUUGAUUGGAAAUAUUACUCUGUAUCUCAAAGCAGAUAUUGGGCAAAUUGGAAAUCAAACAGUUAAAAUUAAUUUGGAAGUUAAACCUCCUACUCCUCUUAUCAAUGAUACUGUCCAAAACCAAGGAACAACAGCUUUGAAUUCAGCAGUUACUUAUAGUGUUUCAACAAUGUUCAAAAACCCUGAUGGUUACUCUUCUGUACUAACAUAUUCAGCAACUUUAUCUGAUGGGUCAAUGUUACCUUCAUGGAUUGAUUUCGACCCUACAACAAAGAUAUUUACAUUUGCCACUACUUCUGUCAAUACAGCAGCUAUAAAGCUAAUAUGAACAAAUAAGGAUGGGGGUAGUCAGAACCAGCAAUUUACUGCAAGCAUAACCAAUACUUCUCCAACUGUAAUUUCAUCUAUGGGUUCAGUGACUCGUGAAGAUAAUACAACUUUUACAGAUACUUUCAAUCUGACUCAAGUAUUUCAAGAAGUAGAUCCAAAUCAAUCAUUGACUUUCUCAAUAGAUAACGAUCCUGCUCCUCCUUCAUUUGUGACAGCUUCUAUUUCAGCAGAUCAUAUUUUGACAGUAACUGGGAAAGCUAGCUCUUCAGAUAUUGGAGGGAUUCAUAGAGUGUUUGUAGAAGCAAGUGAUAGUUUUAAUGUAAUCUUUGAUAUACUAACUAUUAUUAUUACCGAGAAUAAUCCUCCAGCCCAACCAGCUGGGUUUCAAACUUCAAUCAUUGGAUAUGAAGAUACUCAAAAUAAUACAGACUUCCUUCCAUUUACUGAUGAAGAAGGCAACCCAAUUUCCUAUGUUGUUACAAAUUCUAAUGGAAGCUCCCUUAACACAUCAUGGAUUACAUUUGAUCCAGUAGGCAGGAAACUAGUCUACACUCCAUAUGGUAGUCUCACUAGCCCAAUUGCAUUCACCUUUACUGCUUCAGAUGCUUUCAACACACCAGUAGAUGUCACAGUCACAAUGACAAUAAAGUUCAAGCCAAAAGAUAACCCUGCAGUUGUUACUAGACAAGGAGAAUUUGUAGUUUUAAGUUAUUCUUAUUUUGAAGUGCCGGAAAGCAUUAUUACAGACGAUGCUGCUAUAACAAGUUACUGGGUUACUUUAGAUGAUGGAACUAGUCCACCGCCUUCAUGGCUCACAAUCUUAGAUCCAUUGUCUAGUUCAAGUGGAAAUUUUGAGUUUUCUGGAAUUUAUCCAGUAUUUGUAAGCGAGACAAUAUCUCUGAGAAUAUAUGCUCGCGAUUCUGAUAAUCUUGAAGGAUACUCCUCAAUAUCAAUACAGACUAAAUUAUUUUGACAUGUCAGCUGACUUACUUGUAAUGGGCCAGAUAUUGAUGAUUGUCUGACUUGUGAUUCUGGAAGGUUCUUAUAUCUAACUUUGUGUAAACUUGUCUGUCCAGAUGGAUACUACGGAGACUCUUCAAGCAACACUUGCCAACCCUGAAACACAGUAUGAAGUAAAUGUAAUGGAGCAACUGAAUUGGAUUGUAUAUAGAAUGAACUUACAAUUCUACGCAUAAGUAUUUCCGACACAAUAAUGAAUGACUGAAUCAUUGUCCUCUUAAAAUGUAUGGAGAUCCGACAUUAAGCAAAUGAGAAAACUGUCACUCCUUUUGCACCAAUUGAUAUGGAGAACUCUCUACUCAAUGCACUGCUUGAGAUAUAGAAAAUAGAUACACACUUGUAGCUCCGGACACUUGAAUCUAUCUUGAAUGUCCUGAUGGAUUUUAUUACAACAAUGUAACUAAGGAUUGACAGCCUUGCCACGAGACUUGUCAAACAUGCAAUGGUCCAAAUUCUACCAAUUGAGUGUCAUGUUCAUACUCAAAGUUUCUUAACCAACAACUAGGAAGUUGCCAAUUAUGCUCAGAGAUCAAUUCAGGGUUAGUUUUUGAAGCUCUCACAAAUACUUGCCUUGAACAGUGUGGCAAAGGAUACAACCUUGGCUUCGUUGAAUGAGAUGAUGGAAACUCUUCUAAUGAUGAUGGAUGAAGUGCCAACUGAGAAGUUGAAACAGACUGGAAAUGAGAAGGAGGAAAUAGUACUAAUCCUGACACUUGCUUCAGUUUAAUAGGACCUACUGUUGAAUUCACAUUUAUAAAUAGGAAUAGUUAUCUUGGAUCAUUCGCUUUGAUUGAGAAUGUCACAUUUGGAGACUACUCUGAAGGAGAUAUUUCAGUUUCCAUUGAUGGGCCUCUUUCUCCAUAUGAGUUUAAUUUUACCAUGAAUGAUAAAACAGAAUAUAUAGCUGGGCAGAUAAAUAGCAGAUUUAAAAUUCAGUUUGAGUUUUUAUCAAGUCUUGCAGGAGAUCAUCAAGAAACAAUUACAGUCACUUUCAACAAACCAGAACUUUUCAUUGAUUCUGAUGGUAAUGCUCUAUCAAACACCAACACAAGUUUGACAAUACCAUUUUUCAAAUCAGUAGUGUCUGAUGAAGAAAAAGCAGCAGCAAGUGCACAAUCAAGUGCUAGUCUUCUGAGUCUGAUUCUUGCUCUGGGGUCAAGCACCUUCAUCUCAGUGGUCCUUGGUGGAACUAUUGAGGCAACUUGGCUGCUCUUUGGAUGUAUCCAGCUGAUGUCUUUUGUCCCUCUCUUUAAUAUGAACUUACCUGGAAACUUCAGAGAGUUUUCAAAGAACUUAGCAGUGCUACAUGGAGAACCAGCAGGUCUUCCAAAUCUGUUCGAAUACUUUGUUGACACAGAAGGAUUAGAACCAUUUAACAACUACUUUGAAAUAAUGGGAUUCAAAACAGAGUUAAUAGUCAUGAACUCAGGCAGAAAGAUUGAGCUCUGGAUCAUCAUGUUCCUCUCAAUGGGAAUCUCUUUCCUUCUCUAUGAUUUGUUCGCCGAAUCCAAAAUUGGCAAAAUAGUGAGGAUGGUAGACACAAAAAUAAGAUAUGGAUUGCUUAUUCGGAGUGUGUCUCAAUUCUAUUUGAGCUUCUUUCUAUGAUCUGUGCUCAACAUCUACAAAAUCUCAUGGAGUGGAGUCAAUGUAGACUAUUUUAACAAUGCAUGAGCCUUAAUUGCGAUGUUCACAGUUCUUUACAUCCCAAUUAAAUCUUUUAAUAUUGUCUACAAGGCUGGAGAUUUAAACUCGGAAGAAUUCAAAAAGAGAUAUAAGACGAUCAUUGCCGGCUUGAAAAUAUCAGGGCCUCUAUGCUUCCAGUUCAUUAGUCUAUUUUAUUUCAGAAGAGGAGUAUAUGCAUCCAUUUUUGUUCUGUUUAAUUCUGUUCCAAUAUUUCAAAUAGGGAGUGCAUCUGUUGUCAUGCUGAGUAUGGCUUUAUACAUUAUUAUUGUUCGUCCCUAUGACUCAAUACUGUCAAAUUUCUUGAGCGUGAUCAACGAGUUCUUAGUGACAUCAAUGAUAGGAGGGUGUUAUAGAUUUGUAGAGCCUGCAAUAACCCCAAGCUUGAGUUCCUUGAUAGGAAACAUAUUCAUUGGAAUUGUUAUCAGUACCAUAGUGAUCAACUGGGUUUCAAUAAUUUGAUACGGCAUUGGCAUUUUAAUAAAAAAUAAAAUUCGCAAGGGAAAACUAAAGUCAGUUAUGAAAGCAAAGGACGCUAUAUUCAAUGACAGUAGUAGGGUAUUUGCCAAACUCUCAAAGAACACUACAUAAAACUUAAUGAAUAAAAAGAUUUAGCUCUGC
This is a messenger RNA of Moneuplotes crassus, 5327 nucleotides long. The record is from the annotation of a GenBank genome assembly. Lineage: Eukaryota; Ciliophora; Spirotrichea; Euplotida; Euplotidae.